Molecule: messenger RNA, 1459 nt
Organism: Paramecium sonneborni
Lineage: Eukaryota; Ciliophora; Oligohymenophorea; Peniculida; Parameciidae
Source: the annotation of a GenBank genome assembly
UAUAACAUUUGUGACCCCGUUCUAGAAGAUAUUGAUGUUUCAAAAGCAAGCAAAAAGACAAGCAAUAUUUAUUUUUUGAAGAGUUCACAUCAUAAAACACUUGAAAAAUGAGAGAAGUUAUAUCUAUUCACGUAGGAUAAGGAGGUAUUUAAGUAGGAAAUGCAUGUUGGGAAUUAUUUUGUCUAGAACAUGGAAUUCAACCAGACGGCCAAAUGCCAUCAGAUAAAACAAUAGGAGGGGGAGAUGAUGCUUUCAACACAUUUUUUUCAGAAACAGGUGCAGGAAAGCAUGUUCCACGAUCUGUAUUUUUGGAUUUAGAACCAACAGUUAUUGAUGAAGUAAGAACAGGAACUUAUAGAUAAUUAUUUCACCCAGAGUAAUUAAUCUCAGGAAAAGAAGAUGCUGCCAAUAAUUUUGCAAGAGGACACUAUACAAUUGGAAAAGAAAUAGUUGAUUUGUGUUUGGAUAGGAUAAGAAAAUUGGCUGAUAAUUGCACUGGUCUUUAAGGAUUCUUAGUGUUCCAUACAGUAGGUGGAGGAACAGGGUCUGGGCUUGGAUCAUUAUUACUAGAAAGACUAUCAGUUGAUUAUGGCAAAAAAUCAAAAUUAGGAUUUACAAUUUAUCCUUCACCUUAGAUAUCCACAGCCGUUGUAGAACCAUACAAUUCAAUUUUAUCCACUCAUUCUUUAUUAGAGCAUACAGAUGUUUGCGUUAUGUUAGAUAAUGAAGCAAUCUAUGAUAUAUGUAGAAGAAAUUUAGAUAUUGAAAGACCAACAUAUACAAAUUUAAAUAGAUUGAUUGCUUAAGUUAUUUCAUCUUUGACAGCAUCUUUAAGAUUUGAUGGUGCUUUGAAUGUGGAUAUUACAGAAUUUUAAACAAAUUUAGUCCCAUACCCUAGAAUUCAUUUUAUGCUUUGUUCUUAUGCACCUAUCAUUUCUGCUGAAAAAGCAUAUCAUGAAUAAUUAUCAGUAGCUGAAAUAACAAAUUCAGCAUUUGAACCAGCAAAUAUGAUGGCUAAAUGUGAUCCUAGACAUGGUAAAUAUAUGGCUUGUUCAAUGCUUUAUAGAGGAGACGUUGUUCCUAAGGAUGUAAAUGCAGCCAUAGCAACUAUUAAAACAAAAAGAACAAUUUAAUUUGUUGAUUGGUGUCCAACAGGGUUUAAAGUUGGAAUUAAUUAUUAACCACCAACAGUUGUACCAGGAGGGGACUUAGCAAAGGUUAUGAGAGCAGUUUGCAUGAUCUCUAAUUCUACUGCUAUUGCUGAAGUGUUUUCUAGAUUAGAUCAUAAAUUUGAUCUUAUGUAUGCUAAGAGAGCAUUUGUUCAUUGGUAUGUUGGAGAAGGAAUGGAAGAGGGAGAGUUUUCAGAAGCCAGAGAAGAUUUAGCAGCACUUGAAAAAGACUAUGAAGAAGUAGGAAUUGAAACUGCAGAAGGAGAAGGUGAAGAAGGAGAAGCAUGAUA